GUGACAAUAAAUUUACUGCUUAUAAUUUCAAAGUUAUUUUGUCAUCUGCUCCACAUUAUGUCUAAUCUUCGCUCUCCAUCUUUCAUUAUGCUGCUCUUGCUAAUCACCCUGUCAAUUGGUGUAGAUGCUCGACAUCUUUUGGAAAUAACGUUGCCAGAGAUACCUGAGCUUCCUAAGCCUGAGUUACCAGGGCUUGAAGUGCCUAAAUUUCCUGAAUUACCAAAGCCUGAAGUUCCUGAAUUGCCAAAGCAUGAAGUUCCUGAAUUGCCAAAGCCUGAAGUUCCUGAAUUACCAAAGCCUGAAGUUCCUGAAUUGCCAAAGCAUGAAGUUCCUGAAUUGCCAAAGCCUGAAGUUCCUGAAUUGCCAAAGCCUGAAGUUCCUGAAUUGCCCAAGCCUGAAGUUCCUGAAUUGCCAAAGCCUGAAGUGCCAAAAUUGCCAGAACUGCCAUUUUUUCCCCACUUGCCUGAGUUGCCAAAACCUGCACUGCCUGAAAUUCCUGUAUUGCCAAAACCUGAACUGCCAAAAUUGCCAGAAUUGCCAAAGCCUGAACUGCCAUCUUUUCCCCACUUGCCUGAGUUUCCAAAGCCUACAUUUCCUACUAUACCAACUGUUCCCGAGGAAAUCAAACCACCUCAGUCAACUACUAGUCCUUAAACAACAGUACCACAUAUUCUAUAAGCAUUGAUUUAUGAUCUGCUGUAUUUCGGUUUGAGUGUUCUUCUUGAGAGUCUGAUUAUUUAUGUACUGUAUACAUACUUAAACUGUUCUAUGUGUUGGUUCUGUUCAAAAUUUGUAUUUUCUAAUUAUUUUUGGUUGACGUUGCACAUUAUGUAAUGUUCUGAAUUGAUUUGCUAUAUAAGAAAUUGUUUCAGCUUAUUCAUUUUGCA
Jatropha curcas is the source of this 887-nucleotide messenger RNA. RefSeq lists its product as uncharacterized. NCBI's taxonomy places the organism in Eukaryota, Viridiplantae, Streptophyta, Magnoliopsida, Malpighiales, Euphorbiaceae. The record is from RefSeq and is a predicted model, not a curated record.